This is a messenger RNA of Marmota flaviventris (yellow-bellied marmot), 2937 nucleotides long. RefSeq names its product FERM domain containing 6 (gene Frmd6). Gene Ontology annotation, biological process: positive regulation of hippo signaling. Gene Ontology annotation, cellular component: cytoplasmic side of apical plasma membrane; cytoskeleton. The record is from RefSeq and is a predicted model, not a curated record. NCBI's taxonomy places the organism in Eukaryota, Metazoa, Chordata, Mammalia, Rodentia, Sciuridae.
CUAUGAAACCUACGUAGUCAAACAGCAUGAUGCUUCUCCUGUCAGCUGUGUGAUGAGGAGGAGAGUUUGGCUUUGGAGCGCUGGGAACCUGAGCGAUUGCUGAGGACUCAGAGCUCAGCCCUGACCACUAGAGAGCUCACAACACAAUGAACAAAUUGAAUUUCCAUAACAACAGAGUCAUGCAAGACCGCAGGAGUGUGUGUAUUUUCCUUCCUGAUGAUGAAUCUCUAAACAUCAUCAUAAAUGUUAAAAUUCUGUGUCACCAGUUGCUGGUCCAGGUGUGUGACCUUCUCAGGCUAAAAGAUUGUCACCUAUUUGGACUCAGUGUUAUACAAAAUAAUGAACAUGUAUAUAUGGAGUUGUCACAAAAGCUUUAUAAAUACUGUCCAAAAGAAUGGAAGAAGGAGGCCAGCAAGGUACGACAAUACGAAGUCACUUGGGGUAUUGACCAGUUUGGGCCUCCCAUGAUUAUACACUUCCGUGUGCAGUACUAUGUGGAAAAUGGCAGAUUGAUCAGUGACAGAGCAGCAAGAUACUAUUAUUACUGGCACCUGAGAAAACAAGUCCUCCAUUCUCAGUGUGUGCUCCGAGAGGAGGCCUACUUCCUGCUGGCAGCCUUUGCCCUGCAGGCUGAUCUUGGGAACUUCAAAAGGAAUAAGCACUGUGGAAAAUACUUUGAGCCAGAGGCUUACUUUCCAUCUUGGGUUGUUUCCAAGAGGGGGAAGGACUACAUCCUGAAGCACAUUCCAAACAUGCACAAAGAUCAGUUUGCACUGACCGCUUCCGAGGCUUAUCUUAAAUAUAUCAAAGAGGCUGUUCGACUGGAUGAUGUUGCAGUUCAUUACUACAGAUUGUAUAAGGAUAAAAGGGAAAUUGAAGCCUCACUGACCCUUGGAUUGACUAUGCGGGGAAUACAGAUCUUUCAGAAUCUAGAUGAAGAGAAACAAUUACUUUAUGAUUUUCCCUGGACAAAUGUUGGAAAGUUAGUGUUUGUGGGUAAGAAGUUUGAAAUUUUGCCAGAUGGCUUGCCCUCAGCCAGAAAGCUCAUAUACUACACAGGGUGCCCCAUGCGCUCCAGACACCUCCUGCAGCUUCUCAGCAACAGCCACCGCCUUUACAUGAACCUACAGCCUGUCCUGCGCCACAUUCGGAAGCUGGAGGAAAAUGAAGAGAAGAAGCAGUACCGGGAAUCUUACAUCAGUGACAACCUGGACCUCGACAUGGAUCAGCUGGAGAAACGGUCACGGGCCAGCGGGAGCAGCGCAGGCAGCGUGAAGCACAAGCGCCUGUCUCGUCAUUCCACCGCCAGCCAUAGCAGUUCCCACACCUCAGGCAUUGAGGCAGAUACCAAGCCCAGGGACACAGGGCCAGAGGACAGCUACUCCAGCAGCGCCAUCCACCGCAAACUGAAGACCUGCAGCUCAAUGACAAGCCACGGCAGCUCCCACACCUCAGGGGUAGAGAGUGGUGGCAAAGACCGUCUAGAAGAGGAUUCACAGGAUGAUGAAAUAGAGAUGUUGGUUGAUGACCCCAGGGACCUGGAGCCGAUGAAUGAGGAAUCUCUGGAAGUCAGCCCAGACAUGUGCAUUUACAUCACAGAGGACAUGCUCAUGUCAAGGAAGCUGAAUGGACACUCUGGGUUGAUUGUGAAAGAAAUUGGUUCUUCCACAUCCAGCUCUUCAGAAACAGUUGUCAAACUUCGUGGCCAGAGUACUGAUUCUCUUCCACAGACUAUAUGUCGAAAACCAAAGACUUCCACCGACAGACAUAGCUUGAGCCUUGAUGACAUCAGACUUUACCAGAAAGACUUCUUGCGAAUUGCGGGUCUGUGUCAGGACACUGCUCAGAGCUACACCUUUGGGUGUGGUCAUGAACUGGACGAGGAAGGCCUCUACUGCAACAGCUGCUUGGCUCAGCAGUGCGUCAACAUCCAAGAUGCUUUUCCAGUCAAGAGAACCAGCAAAUAUUUCUCUCUGGAUCUUACUCAUGAUGAAGUUCCAGAGUUUGUGGUGUAAAGAACACCUGUGUGCAGCCAGAUGGGCAGCCUGCUGUUUACCAGCGGCUGUGGAAGUCAUGGGUUCUUUACAUAUUGUGCCAUAUUUCUUCACCCCAACCAUAGCUCUUUCUUUAUAAUACUUUGAUGGAAACAAAAGCCUUGGGACAAUUGCACUUUAAGUAUUAUGCAGAGGUUAAGGAACUACAGAGAAUGUACAGCAAGACAAGUGCCCAGAAGUUUAUUGAUCCUUUGGAAGGAAAUGUGCUUUACAGGUUACCAGGCCUUCAGACUGUUGGACUGUGGUGUAUUUGUUUAUCUGUUGUUUUUUACUUCAGUAAAUGUAACAUUACAGUUUUUAUCACAUGAAAGAUGUUAGGCUUAUAUGUUUGCUUGUAAAAUUUUUUUUAAACCUCUCCCUCAUAAAGUGCUCAUGGUUUAAAGGAGGAGAGGGAGGGUUCUCUCUUCUUGUAAUAGAGAGACCAUUGCUGCCUCACUGAGGAUGUCCCAACGUGAACACUAAUGAAGUGGUCACAGUCGCAUGGUUCUAGCAAGCCAAAGAUAUGUCCAUAACAGAGGCACCCACACUGAUAGUCAAGAAGACGUGAACUAAGCAAUAACCAGAAGAGUGUGCACACUGCAAUGCCUGUGACUCCUUCACACCUGAUAAGUUUCACGUCCUCCUCUGUGCUCUUCCAGAAAGCUCUGGGAUUCAGUUGAGUUCCUCCUUGGAUUAACAGAUGAGUUGUGCUCACAACAUAAUACAUUUUGUGGCAUUUACAAAGCUGGUGUCUGUUGAAACAAUGGGAAUGUCUCAGAAAACAUACCUGGUGGUGUUCUGUUUGUUUUCACUUUUCAAUUAUCAAGAACAAGUGAUGGUUAUGCUAGUUUCUGCUUAACCAAAAUACCCUAACUAUAUGUAUAUAUUAUACAUAUAUAAAUAC